AUUCAUCAAGUUUCCUCUCAGUGUUAAGGCACUCUGGUCUCUGAGUUCCAGGCUCUUACGUUUGGACAUACAUGGUUGGUGACUCAGUCUUUCAAUCAGAUCACACCAUGACAAUCAUCCUGAAAGAUUUAUCUAAUAGCAGUUAUUUGUGGGAGGGGUUUGAGGAUUACAGCGGCACGCCACCCACAGAAGAAUUUGAUUAUAGUCCCUGUGAGAUAAGCACUGAGACACUCAACAAGUAUGCUGUGGUCGUCAUCUAUGCCCUGGUCUUCUUGCUAAGCCUCCUGGGAAACUCCCUGGUGAUGCUGGUCAUCUUGUACAGCCGGGUCGGUCGCUCUGUCACUGAUGUCUACCUGCUGAACCUGGCCAUGGCUGACCUGCUCUUCGCCAUGACCUUGCCUAUCUGGGCCGCCUCCAAGGCAAAGGGCUGGAUCUUCGGCACACCCCUGUGCAAGGUGGUCUCACUCCUGAAGGAAGUCAACUUCUACAGCGGUAUUCUACUGCUGGCCUGCAUCAGCAUGGACCGCUACCUGGCCAUUGUCCAUGCUACACGCACGCUGACCCAGAAGCGGCACUGGGUCAAGUUCAUAUGUUUAGGCAUCUGGGCCCUGUCCGUGAUCCUGGCCCUGCCCAUCUUCAUCUUCCGUGAGGCCUAUCAACCACCCUCCUCCAACCUAGUCUGCUACGAGCACCUGGGUGCCAAUACAACGAAAUGGCGUAUGGUGAUGAGGGUCCUGCCCCAGACUUUUGGCUUCCUCCUGCCCCUGCUGGUCAUGCUUUUCUGCUACGGACUCACCCUGCGCACACUGUUUUCAGCCCAAAUGGGGCAGAAGCACCGGGCCAUGCGGGUCAUCUUUGCUGUCGUGCUCGUCUUCCUGCUCUGCUGGCUGCCCUACAACCUGGUCCUGAUCGCAGACACCCUCAUGAGGGCCCAGGUGAUCACCGAGACCUGUCAGCGCCGCAACGACAUUGGCCGGGCCCUGGACGCCACCGAGAUCCUGGGCUUCCUGCACAGCUGCCUCAACCCUCUCAUCUAUGUCUUCAUUGGCCAGAAGUUUCGCCACGGACUCCUCAAGAUCAUGGCCAUCCAUGGCUUGAUCAGCAAGGAGUUCUUGGCCAAGGAUGGCAGGCCUUCCUUUGUUGGCUCUUCUUCAGGGAACACGUCUACUACCCUCUGAGACCCCACAUGGGGCUCCUUGGUUCCCCUCAGCAUCAUCCCAAGCCCCAUGUCCUCUGGCCAUUCACAGUCCCAUGUCAAGGCAGCUCCCCAUUGUGGUUAUAGGAAGUUGCUGAGGCCAUGUCCCUAAUAGGCCCCCAUCACAUGGAUUAGACAGCCUGUCCUGGGCCCCACCUCUUGCUGUAAUUACCAUGUCAACUGAUAGAGCUUGGUGCAUCCUACCACUGAGCCCACAGUGCUCUAUCUUCUGGGAGACAUCCUUUGAAGAUAUUCUUUUCAGUGAUUACAAAAAGUUCCCACUAUUGGGAACCAUUAAUGUAGAACACCAUUUGUUACUUCCCUAGCUCUCCCUCUCCUUGCCUGCCGGCAAAGUCCCCUUCCCUUGAGAGAGGCUGAAAAUGACAGAAACUCAUUUUCCAAGAUUCCCUUAAGAUAGGAUUGGCCAUAUCAUCUUGAUCUGAUUUAUAAAACUUAAAAACAAUGAUGUGCUGGUAAAUCACUCUCCUGGUUGAGGGGAAGUUCUGAUUUGUAGCAUUUGCUAUGUUCUGUGGUAUAAAUAAAUGCUACCACCAUGGCUGA
This is a messenger RNA of Capra hircus (goat), 1756 nucleotides long. It is a transcript of the gene CXCR1, whose product is annotated as C-X-C motif chemokine receptor 1. Gene Ontology annotation, biological process: immune response; G protein-coupled receptor signaling pathway; neutrophil chemotaxis. The record is from RefSeq and is a predicted model, not a curated record. Gene Ontology annotation, molecular function: C-X-C chemokine receptor activity; interleukin-8 binding. The transcript is spliced from 2 exons. The coding region runs from base 72 to 1178 and encodes 368 amino acids. Gene Ontology annotation, cellular component: membrane. Lineage: Eukaryota; Metazoa; Chordata; Mammalia; Artiodactyla; Bovidae.